AUGCCCACAAAUGCUUCACGUUCACUUCUAGACGCUUUAAAAGACUUUUUCCGCAGUGAACAAUGUAGAAAUGAUAUUCUCAGCAUUCUGCCGACUGAUAAAUCAGACAUAGCCAAUGUUAUUACGCUGACAUUAAACUAUUGUAAAUUAUUAGAAUAUGAUUUUGAAUUGGGUCGACUUCUCUGGGAUUUGGGUUCGCGUGCUCGUUACUUUUUCGAUAAGCUUACAGAAGCAUUCAAACAAGUCGCUUUAGAAUUAUCUGACUAUUCACUUCCAGAAGAUAUAACAACAAAGAUAAAAAUCAUCAAAUUUGGUAGUAAUCGUUCAGACCUUGUUCGUCACCAAAUUCCAAAUUGUCAAGAUCGUGGACAUUUUAUCUGUUUUCAUGGAACAGUUAUUCGUGUUGGCACGCCGUAUGUCUUCGAUGCGACAAGAUCGUUUGAAUGUGAAGAAUGUGGAGCAAUAGCGACAGUCACAAAAUCGAGCAAUAUGGAAAGGAUUAAAUUAAAACCGACGCGAUGUUCGAAUGAAGACUGUAAAUCAACAAAAUUUAGGUCAAUGAAAGAAACGGAGGACAAAUCAAUAAGUUUAUCGGAUUAUCGAGAAAUCAAAGUUCAAGAAUCAUUACAACGUGUUACAUCAAAUAAUCUACCACGCUCGUUUAGUGUCAUUCUCGAAGAUGAUCUUGUUGAAGCUUGCAAACCAGGAGAUGAUGUGGCCAUCUAUGGCUUUGUUCAAGAUCGUUGGCGACCGGUACAAGUCGGUGGUCGCGGUCAGACCAGUCUAUGCUUAGAAGCGAACAAUGUUGUCGUACUCAAUGAUCAAACUGUUAGUGUAUCUCCACAUGCGCAUGAUGAAUUCGAACAAUACUGGAAAGAUAACUGUCAAACUCCACUCUCAGCUCGAAAUCGUAUAUUAGCCAGUAUUUGUCCUCAACUGUAUGGACUUUAUGUAGUGAAACUAGCCAUUGCGUUGAUCUUAGCUGGUGGAGUUACUAUUUCUGAUGAAAAACGUGGUAUCCGCGUUCGUAGCCAACCGCACUUGCUACUAGUCGGUGAUCCAGGUACUGGAAAGUCAUUUUUUCUUAAAUAUGUUGCUAAAAUGAUGCCACGAGCUGUGUUAACAACUGGCGUUGGCUCAACCAGUGCUGGUUUAACAGCUACAGCUGUUCGAGACGGGCCCGGAUGGAUAUUAGAGGCUGGAGCGCUAGUUCUGGCUGACGAAGGCAUAUGUUGUAUUGAUGAAUUCAAUACGAUGAAAAAUCAAGACAAAGCUUGUAUACUCGAAGCAAUGGAACAGCAAACAAUUAGUUUAGCUAAAGGAGGAAUGUUACGAACAUUACAAACACGUUGUUCUAUCAUCGCAUCAGCAAAUCCUAAAGGUGUUUAUGAUAAUGAAGAUCCAUUAACAAUCAAUACAGCACUUUCAUCACCAUUAUUGAGUCGAUUCGAUUUGAUUUUACUGACACUUGAUACACAAAAUAAAGAGUGGGAUAAUAUUGCUGCAACGUAUAUCACCGAAGGAAUUGAUCUACUUGGUCACGGUACGCUGAAAAAGCCGUGGUCAAUAAUGAAAAUGCGAGAUUAUUUCAUGACGAUCAAAUCUGCUCAGCCAGAGAUGACUGCAGAUGCUGAAACAAUCAUUAAAACUUAUUAUUCGCUAUCCCGUCGGUUGACUGAAAACUCUGAGCGACAUAUAACUGUUCGUCAACUCGAAAGUACUGUCCGUUUAGCGCAAGCUCAUGCGAAAUUAUGUUUUUCGCCACAUGUGACAAUACUCGACGCAGUUGUUGCUGUUCUAUUGAUGGAAGCAAGUUUGAAUGGUUGUGGCAAGUUAAUUGAUAAAAUGAACGCUUUACACACAACAUUCGCAGAACAACCGGAGAAAGAAUACGAGGGACAUGUUCAUCUUGUUCUCGACUGGCUAAAUCUCUCGGAAUUACGUGAUCGAGAACUCGAACGCAUUGCUCAGGAAUAUGAUCAAUCAAAGCCAUGGACUGAAAAUGAUCAGAAUGAAAAACGAACCAUGCCUCGCGAAUUCAAAAGGCCCCAUACGCCACCGGUGUGCCCUACUCAAUCUGCAACAACGAAUAAUGGAUUUAAACUACUUUCAACUCAAAUCGCGCAUCAAGAAAAACGAGAAGAAAUCAAAUGCAAUCAACAUACGGAACAAUAUUCUACCCCACUUACUGUUAAACCUCCUGUGUUUAAUAAUCAUAUAAGUCCAAUUGAUAAAUUAGGGCCCAGUACUCGUGUAAAUACUCAAAUUCUCGUACCGAUCGAUGAAAAUACUUCAUAUGUCGAUGAACAAUCUCAGGCCAAACGUCGCAAACUAGAUAAUCAACCAGAGAAAGAAGUCUGCUUGAGCACAAUCGACGAUAUUGAUGAAGACGAUCUGAAAUUUUGA
This is a messenger RNA of Adineta ricciae, 2406 nucleotides long. The record is from the annotation of a GenBank genome assembly. NCBI's taxonomy places the organism in Eukaryota, Metazoa, Rotifera, Eurotatoria, Adinetida, Adinetidae.